UCUAUACAGACAGUCCACCGCAAGGAACGGUCGCAUCUGCAUGCUCUUUUCCUUUGCGUCGAGCCGCGUCCUGCCCACGGCGGCGAUGCUGCCGUCCGAGGUGGGCAGGAUGCGUCGGCGGCGUCGCCAGCUGCUCACGCUGGGCUACUGCCUGAGCUGUCUUUGGAACCUUGCGUCGCCGUUGAAAGCGUGGGUCCUCACGCGCUACGGGUUUGCCGCGACCAACGACAUUCUGACGCUGACGCUGCAGUGGAACACGGUGCUCAACAGCCGCCUCUUGACACAGCUGUAUUUGGCGGCGGGUAUUCCGCUCUCGGGCCCGAUCGUGCCGACACGCUAUAUCAACGUGUUUUUGGACUUUGUCGUCGUGCCGCGCUCGCAGCUGCUCUGGGCCGCGUCGUUUGAGAACACGAAUGCGUCGUCCCAGCUCGACGUCGAGGGUGCGAGUUACCGCUGUCGUCUCAACGGGUCGGCGCAGCGAGCGCGGUUCGACAAGGACAUUGAUGCAUUUGCAUCGUCGGGGUUUCGGCUCUGGGGCAGUGAAGUCAUUACCAAGUUCGUUCCGCCCCAGAACGCGCCGACCAACCUCCAAGAGAUCACUGAGGGCGUGCUGUGUCUCCGCGGCAUCAAUCUCGAAGACUAUGUCAACCUUGUGGACCAGUCGCACCUCCAACCGUACACAAACGAGACGGACCUCGCCGCGAUCCAAGCGUGGCGUCACACGAUGUUCCCCGACCUCAACGCGUGCUUGGCACGACGGCGCGCGCUCAUAGCAUCCUCGACCUCGACUGCAGCUGCUCUCAAUCUGCUGGCCACCGAGCUCGCAAUCAACUACAGUGUCGGGCUUCUCAACGUCGCGGGCAGCGCCCAGCUGUACCGCCCGAUCACCUUCAACGACGGCUAUAUCGACUUGUCGGGAUCUCGGUCUGGCACUGUGACGUACCAGAUCAGCGGCCCAGACCCAAUGCACGCGCUCUCGGCGGGCUCGAGCUCUCUUGGCGUCAUGCUUGCUGCGCGCGAGACCGCGUGGUGGUGCUCGAUCCAGUAUGUUGAUUCCGUGACCAACCUCCCGAGCCCUAUCCAGUGCUUUGAGCGGUACAGCUCGACGCUUCCAAGCUUCUUUCUCGGCAAAUACCUCGACCAUAACACUGGCACGCGGUACCUUGACAACAAUGCCUUGACGAAAACGUCGUCGCGCGGCCAGCUCUCGAGCUACGACUAUAUUCGCCCAAACGUUGUACCGCUCGAGGCGAUAACGACAGUGCAGCCUGGCAACCUCACGGGCUGGAACGCUCUAUGGAAAGACCUAUUGCGCGCGGUGGACGCGAAUGUGGCGGCGUCGGACGGCCUCGAGGAGCUGUGCUUUGUCGGCGACGGCUGCUUUAGCGCGUGUGCCAACGCCAGCGCCAGCGGCGGCGCCACGCUCACGUACCGCCGCGGCAACACUUGCGUAGCGACCGCCGACACGAUCGCGCACGGCCUUGCAGAUGUGUUUGCAGACAUGGCCUGCUUUGCUCUAGGCCGCGGCUCCGACGCUGUUCUCAUCACAUCGAUUGGCAUUGAUGGGACGCGCAAGCAAGCGGUUGCCGCCAAGACGGCCAGCCCCACAGCCAUCUGGACGUGUCUCAUUGGCGGGCGCGCACCGCAGACGUCGUACCCGUCGCUGGUCGUCGAUCUCUUGAGCCAAGGCACGCAAGCAACGCUCGUGGUGGUCAAGUCGAAUGGCAGCGAAGCCACGAUUCUCAACUUUUUGUCGCUCCUCGCGCUCGGUGGCGACAUCUACUACAGCUUUGAAACCGGUCGCUACCUCUAUAAGCUCUAUACGUGGUUUGACGCGCACCGGCAGCUGCGCAUGCACGCGGCCCAGCGCGUCUUUAGCGUAGUCAAUUCGAGCGUGAGCGGCGCGAUCUGGGCCCGUCACCGUCUCUUCAUGCGCACGGCUACGUUUCUCGGUCUUUGCGCGUGGCACCUCGGCGCGAUGCAGAGCGAAUGUGCGUGGGCCGACACGAUCAACGACGUCAGUGUCGACGCGCAGUACGCCUGCCAUGUGAAAAUCUGGGGCCACGUAGCGUCCAACGCCGACAGACUCCGGUUGGUUUCGUGCUCGUGGAAUCUGUUUGCGAUGGCGUUUCUCGAUACGAUGCCCGGGAUUACUGUCAACGCGGCUGGGUACGCGCUGGCGUGGUUCUCGCUGGGGCUGCUGCCAUUGACGCUUCUUGCCGCGGGCGUCGCCCAAGUGUGCGCGUGGCGACUCGUGCUGCCGGGUCUCGCCUGGGUCCACAACCAGCUCUUCCUCGUGCUUUUGUGGGCGUUGGUGCUACGUUGCUUGCGUCAUCCAUCCGUGCAGCGAUGCCUGGUGCUGUGCAUCACACCGCUGCUCGAGGUCGUGCGCGUGCGGUCGCAGAAGCUCGAUAAAUCGAGUCCGUUCUUUGGCCUCAUUGGGCCAAGCUUUUGGAUCGACGUGGCCGAGUGGCGACCCGAGCCGACCAAAUACGUUCCAUUGAGCGUCCUCCUCGAGUGCUCCAACGUACGCAUUGCCAAUGUUGUUGCGCACGAGUACUUUGCGUGCGGCCUCUGCGAUGACGAACGCAGCGCGGGCUCCAUAGCUUCCAAUCAUCCGACUUGGCUACACGCAUCGAGCGAGUACUAUGUCUGCGUCCACGCAUGCGAACAAGCAUGCUACGUACGGUCAUGUAGCACCCCGGCCUGUCACGGGACCAAGACAUGACAGUAGCAGGUUUGUUUAAUAAAGGGCACUGUCAUGACCCGUAUC
Saprolegnia diclina VS20 is the source of this 2773-nucleotide messenger RNA. RefSeq lists its product as hypothetical. NCBI's taxonomy places the organism in Eukaryota, Oomycota, Saprolegniomycetes, Saprolegniales, Saprolegniaceae. The transcript has a single exon. The record is from RefSeq and is a predicted model, not a curated record. The coding region runs from base 41 to 2728 and encodes 895 amino acids.